UAUUUGAAAAAAACAUAUUAUAACUUUUCUACAUCUUGGGAAUGAUUUUACGCAAACUGAUGUCUACCCUUACGCUUAACAAGUUAAAGAAACGAACAUUUACAGAAAAAGUGGGUAGGCCUAAAAAGAAGCUUGAUCGAUUCGAUGGAUUGUCAGAAGAAGAAGUACAAAAAUAUACUUUACCAGAUUAUCUGGAAAUGAAUUUGGACAUGGUUUUCGUUGGAAUCAAUCCUAGUUUAAUGGCAGCACAUCGUGGUAGAUAUUACGCUGGUCCAGGUAAUCACUUUUACAAGCUUUUGCAUGAAUCAGGAUUGACACCGCGGUGUCUAAAAUACGAAGAAGAUUAUAAACUUUGUCGUUAUGGAAUCGGUUUAACGAAUAUUGUUUCACGAGCAACAAGAUCUUCCGCUGAUUUGAAACGAACAGAAAUCAAAGAAGGUUGCGAAACAGUAAAGGAAAAACUAAAACAAUAUAAACCAAAAAUUGCUGUUUUCAAUGGUAAAUGUAUUUAUGAUGUGUUUUCGAAUAAAACAAACGACUUCCAUUUUGGAUUGCAACCCGAACGUAUUGAAGACGUCGCACUUUGGGUCACUCCAUCAAGUAGUGCUCGUUGUGCAAAUUUUCCCAAAAUGACGGACAAAUUACACUUUUUCACCGCUUUGAAAAAAUAUUUGCAAUUUUUGAAAGGAGAAAUACAAAAUGUCGAUACAAGCGAAUUUUUAUUCGAAGGGAAAUGUAAACAAUUUAUACCGCGAACUUCAAAAAUGUGGAGACGAAAAAAUGUAUCUGCGUUUUUGUAUGGGGGAAGAAUUGCUAAUAAAGAUACUGUAUGUCUCGAUACUUCUGAUGAAAAUGUAGCUGUAGCUUGUAGUACAGAAUUUAUAGUGAAACAUGUACAAAUUGACAAAAAUAGUGAAAUUAAAGAAAUGCUUGAUACAGAUAGAACUGAACCUUCAAAAAAUUCAGAAGCAAUUAUUGCGGAAGGACGUGUAAAAACAUUUUUUGAAAGUGAUACAUCCUUUCAGAAGGAGGAAUCAAAUUUUCUACACAACGAGAUCAAUAAUGUGAAAAAACCAAGUUCUAAAAAACUUUCCCAACAAACUGAUAAACUACAGAAUUUUGUUAGAAAGAAAGGGAGUGCCUCAGAUUUUAUAAGUUUAAUAAAACAAAGGUUAGAAGAAAAGGAGCAUAAUAAUUUUGAUGAUAAAAAUAAUUCUAAAAAACUAGUUAAGCCGAGUAGUUCUAAUUAAAAAUUUAAAUUAACAAACUGGAAUAAUGUAAUGAUACAUGUAUAAGUGUAUGCAUACAGAAGAAAUUACAACAGUUUGCACAUACUUGAUGAUAAAUUUCAAAUAUUUGAAAUAAUAUAUUAAUGUUUGAGAUAUUUUAUAAAUAUUGAUUUAUCUAGUGAUUAACAUUAGUCAAAUUCUAAAAAAAUUAAAGCACAAGUUUACACAAAUUUAUAAAUAGUUCUAUUAAAAUAUACAU
Messenger RNA from Nomia melanderi (Alkali bee), 1488 nucleotides. RefSeq names its product G/T mismatch-specific thymine DNA glycosylase. Gene Ontology annotation, biological process: base-excision repair, AP site formation. Gene Ontology annotation, molecular function: pyrimidine-specific mismatch base pair DNA N-glycosylase activity; uracil DNA N-glycosylase activity. The record is from RefSeq and is a predicted model, not a curated record. NCBI's taxonomy places the organism in Eukaryota, Metazoa, Arthropoda, Insecta, Hymenoptera, Halictidae. Gene Ontology annotation, cellular component: nucleus.